ACUUAAGCUUAGGCCAUCCAACUGUCAACAGCGAAAAUAGUACCCGCGCGACCGCGAAGGUUUGGGAAAGCCCCUCUGGUUCGAGGUUCUUCCUAGUAGUCGUGCGUCUUCGCGCCAACUUUUCGGAGCCGUCUGAUUCGGACGUUUCGCGCAUUCUCGUGCGGUGGAGAGGGUGGGGGAGACCGUGGCGAAGAAGGAGUGUGGUGGUGGUGGGAGUGAGUGAAACAGAACGCAUCUGGGGGGACACGACGGCUCGAGAAAGUGGGCAGUCGGCGGGUGCGAGAGCGAGAGCGACCGAAUCUGACGUUUGGCGGCUGCAAAGAAGAAGUUGUUAAUAUAUAACAAGUUGCAUCAUAGUCUUAAGACUUCAGUCUUAAGAAAGUGAACCGCCAAUAAACAUCUUUCGCAAAAAGUGGACCCAUCGCGACCGUUGAGACAACCACCGGAGGAUUCUACGCGCGAAUAGUUGUGACGUUCUUUUUUUGUGUUUCGGGUAAUCCGUGAGCGGGUCAAGGAUUUUUCCGGGAUUCCGGGGAUCGUUACCAGGACGCACCACAUUCCGAAGGAUUACGAUGGAUUAUUUCUACUUUUGGAUUUACAACAAGAAAACGUGAAAAUGUGGAAUUUCUGAAGAGCUUAGUGCAAUGGAAGGUAGUGCAUGAGAUGGACUUUGGUUGUAGUUUGGAGCAAAAUUGAAGGACUGAGCAAAAAGGACUGAAGCAAACGAGUGGUGCAAUAGAACAAGAACAUAGUGCAAUUUAACAAUUCCUGAAAGUUUGUGUGCAAUCAUAAAAGUUUUACGGAUUUUAAAGGCGCAAUAGUUGGCAGCGGAAAGUGAAGGAAAAAUAUGGAAUCGCCGCAGAUGUACGAUACGAAUCAAAUUCAAGUGCGCAGUGAUAUUAAGAAACUUACGAUGGCAGCAAACAAUAUCAACGUGAACAACAACAAUGCAGCAACACCAAAUAACAACAACAAUUCGCCGACGGCGGUCAACCAAAACACGUUGGCCCUGAAGCAGCAACAGCAGCAGCAGCAGGUCCAGCUGAACCAGCUCGCCGGGACGAACGGGAACAUCCUGACCAACGGGAACCUCCUGUCGAAGCAGAUGCUGCAGCAAAUUCAGUACUCGCAGAGCGAGCUGGACGAGUUGACGUCGCAGGAAAUCUCGCUGGACCUCCAGCAUCUGAUCGAUGAUCAGUUCCGCGAUCCGGAGGCCCUCGGGAUCUUCACCGAGAUGGUUACCGUGGGCAGCACCAACGGUAGCGUCACGAACCCACUGGUUCAGACAGCGGCUGCUAAAGCUCUCCAGCUACAGCAGGCCCGACUGUCGCAGCACACCAACGGCAACAACUACCAACGAUCUCUGGCGUACAUGCCACAGCCGGUGCACACCGGAGCAACCUACGCGAACAACUCGAGCGACGAGAACAGUAGCGUCGGCUCGUCCGAUUCCGCCAACAUCAAGGAAGAACCCGUCGAGCCCAACGACUUCCGUCGCCAGUUGCCCAACAACAACGGAGCCCAGUUCAUGGGCACCACCGCCUACCAACUAACCGGAGGUGGCGGAGGCGGUGGUGGCGCACCCGUCGGAGCCGCCAACUACGUCACAAACGGCAACGGGAACACCUUCUCGAACCUGACCCCGGCGACGGUGCUACACCACCAGGCUCUGCCCCACCUCGCCGGGGCAGCCCACCUGGCCAACCUCACCAAACACGGCAAAAUGCUGAACCACGUGUCCCGAAAGUCCCAGUCCAAGUCCGUCGACAAGGGCACCGACGAGUACCGGAGGAGGCGCGAGCGCAACAACAUCGCCGUCCGCAAGUCCCGGGAAAAGGCCAAAGUGCGAUCGCGCGAGGUCGAGGAAAAGGUUAAAGCCCUGAUCAAGGAAAAGGACAACCUGGUACGGAAGAUCGAGGAGAAAAACAACGAAAUCCAGCUCUACAAGCAGCUCUACAUGCAUCUGAUGAACCAUAGCAACCCGGAGAUCAACCAGAUCUGCCGCAGCGCGCUCAACCUGUCAAACAUGGGUGAUCAUAUGUAGGCUUAGGGAACAUCCAACCAAAACCCUCCUCUCUUCCCCACUUUUCCCCCUUCUUCUAAGAAUUGGUCUGUCUAGCUCGUAGUAAAUUAAACGCAAGAAACGCAUUAUUUAGACAAAACAAAAAUACGCGAACGCGUCGGAAAAAAAACAAACACACACACGAACCCUAACCAUUGUAAAUAAAGUGACCAAUGUUUGGAGCCUAACCUUAGAAAACGGAGCAACCCUAGGAAAAGGAUUUGCGAAUCUAUGAUUUUCGUUUCGUUUUUUUUGUUUGUUUGAUGAACGAUGAACCAAAGACAGUAUGUGUUAACAUGUGUGUGUGCGUGCACGUUUAGUGCUGCGUGAUGAGCCUCGUUGGUCUGUCGGAGUUGUGCAAAGUGACGUAAGUGACUAUUAGAAUAGGCUGAAAAAAAUAGCAACGCUUUCUGCUUACUACUUUCAAAAAAGAUGUUUAUCAUGCGAUUUGUAGCUGGUUUUUAAGUCUGAUCGCUCGAUAUCAAGCCAACAUA
Molecule: messenger RNA, 2556 nt
Organism: Culex pipiens pallens (northern house mosquito)
Lineage: Eukaryota; Metazoa; Arthropoda; Insecta; Diptera; Culicidae
Gene: slbo
Product: CCAAT/enhancer-binding protein
Exons: 1
Coding region: 848-2044 (398 amino acids)
Biological process (GO): DNA-templated transcription; regulation of transcription by RNA polymerase II
Molecular function (GO): RNA polymerase II cis-regulatory region sequence-specific DNA binding; DNA-binding transcription factor activity, RNA polymerase II-specific
Source: RefSeq, a predicted model, not a curated record